Molecule: messenger RNA, 1738 nt
Organism: Klebsormidium nitens
Lineage: Eukaryota; Viridiplantae; Streptophyta; Klebsormidiophyceae; Klebsormidiales; Klebsormidiaceae
Source: the annotation of a GenBank genome assembly
GUACAACUUCAAGCGGACCUUCAAGCUAGCGUGAGGUCUCUCAAUUCGCAAGCUAGCUUAUUUGGCCCUCCGUGUUUACAUCUAGCUCAUUAUGUCAUGAUGCAGGCAGCAGCUAGAUCUUCCUGUUAACUGCCCCCAAUGCUGUGCCAUCGGAGGAGUGGGUGCGUGUGAUGAGGACUCCUCAUGACGGUUGCUGCAAGCGCCUUGGCGCGCACCCGACUCAUCAGUAGAGGCCCUUGCUGUUUGGGGAGCCAAUUCAGCUCUAGAACGUCAUCCUUUCGUGCACGCAAUCUCAGCAGCUUGGAACGCAACUCGCAUUCCAACUACACAUGCUGCAAAGCUGCUUGUGGUUCCUGCAUCUGCGGCGCCUCAGCUAGGCACUCCCUCAUUAUCAGAUCAACUCUCUUGUCAAACAGUGGAGCUGGUCCCAGAUUCUCGGAUAAGAGCCUUGACCUCUACAAGCACCGUCUCUCGCAUUCACAGGGUGUCUUCAGGGGAGAGCUCAGAAAGCACCACACCUGUGCUGCAAUUGAUGCAGCAUUAGUGGAAGAAGAAGUAGAGAACGUAGGAGCCAUGGUCGCAGAUCCCUCGAACAUGGACAUCAAAGAAGCGGUCCCCAUACCGAACACAAGGGUCGUUGUGCGGGAUCAGGAGGGUCUGGACAGAAAGAAGCGGGCAAUACGAGCUGCGGGGCCGCAGAGAUUGCAAAUUGUAUCCGACUUUGAUAUGACGCUGACGCGCUUCAACGUCAAUGGGAAGAAGGGCCAGAGUUGCCACUCGCUGCUCUCACAAAAGAACGACCAGUACAACCAGAUGAGGCAGGACCUGUACAAGCACUACUACCCCCUCGAGAUUGAUCAGAGCAUCCCGUAUGACAAGAAGGUCAAGCUGAUGGAGGAGUGGUACGAAAAGUCUCACGCCACCCUGCUGGAAGGCGGGCUCACGCUGGACGAGAUUCGGGACUCAGUCGCAAACGCGAAUGUGGCGUUUAGGGAGGAGACGGCGCAGCUGUUUGAGCUGCUAGACUCGAAACGGGUCCCCGUCCUGAUCUUCUCGGCGGGCCUGGCGGACGUGUUGGAGGAGGUCCUCCGGCAGAAGCUGCACCGCGCGUUCGGCAACAUCCGGGUCGUGUCCAACCGCAUGAAGUUCGACGAAGAAGGCCGGCUACAGAGCUUUGUCGGCAGUCUCAUCCACUCACUCAAUAAGAACGAGCACGCCAUCGCGCUAGCGGGCCCGAUGCACGACGAGCAGGGCCGCGUCCUCGACGAUCUCGAGCACCGGGAGCCGUCCGAUGGAAGCACCGAGCCCGCGAUCGACGGCCUGGACGGCCGAAGCGUCGUGGCGGGCCGGAACAACGUUAUCCUGUUGGGGGAUCACCUGGGCGACCUGGGGAUGUCGCGGGGGGUAGACGUGGACGAACAGAUCAGCAUCGCGUUUUUGAAUGACAAGGUGGAGGAGAAUCUUGAAGUUUUUGCGAGCUCGUUCGACGUGGUCCUAAUCGGCGACGGGUCGAUGAAGGAGGUCAUAACGAUCGUUGAAGACAUUCUUUAGUGUCCAUUUUGACAACUUCUGUGGUUGCCUCCCCUCCAUUGUUGCAAAGGCGAUUCUUAAUGCACUUGUAACAUUUCCGUCAAGACAUCCUACCAGAAGUUCGAAGCGAGAUACGGCAUGACUUUUCGCUCCAUUCGUGCGCCAUUGCCGCAAAGGUUGACGAUGCCCCUUGGGGUAUGGAUCGCAG